AUGAGCGCGGCUACGGAGCUGUCGAACCCGGUGGAGGUCGUAGGCGCCGCCUGCGCGGGUUUCGCGGAGCAACGCCUGCGCGAGAUGGGGACUCCGGUAACCAUAACCGUGGCCAUCCAGGCGGCGGAGGACGAGGAGCCCGACGAAGAGGAAACGAUCAACAGUGAUGAUGAAAUUGUGAGGCACGAGAAAUCGAGCGGUGCUGGCACGAGUGGUGGCGAGCUGGAGGAGGAGAGCUGGCAGCCCCCGGACCCUGAACUGACCCAGAAGCUCAUAGCUCAGAUCGAGUACUACAUGUCCGAUGAGAACCUGGAGCACGAUGCCUUCCUGCUCAAGCACGUCCGGCGCAAUAAGCUCGGCUUCGUCAGCGUCAAGCUGCUUACAUCUUUCAAGAAGGUAAAGCACUUGACAAGGGACUGGAGGACUACAGCAUACGCGCUGCGUCAUUCCACCCUGCUGGAGCUGAACGAAGAAGGUCGGAAAGUUCGCCGCAGGACGAGCGUGCCGGUGUUUGCCAGUGAGUCUCUGCCGAGCCGCAUGCUGCUCCUGAGUGAGCUACAGCGCUGGCCUGAGCUAGGUGUGGCUUUGGCAGGUGGGGGUGGGGCUGGAGACGGGAGCCCUGGGGCGAACCCAGCCCAGCAGGAGCGGCUCAUGGAGCUUCUGCUCAAGGCCUUUGGUGCGUAUGGCCCGAUCGCCUCCGUGCGCGUGCUGAAGCCUGGCAAAGACCUGCCACCUGAUCUAAAGAAGCUGAGUGGGCGCUACUCGCAGCUGGGCACUGAGGAGUGUGCCAUCGUCGAGUUUGAGGAGGUGGAGGCGGCUGUGACGGCCCACGAGGCCUUCACAGGCCAGCAGGGAGAUGGGAAAGGCUCAAUGGGGCUCAAGGUGGUGCUGAUUGGUACCAAGCCGCCUAAAAAGAAGGCACCCAAGGACAGGCAGCGGGAGGAGAACGGAAAUGCUGGAGGAGGAGGAUUGCGCAAGAGCCGCUCACUGAACAGUCGUGUGCGUGAGCUGCAGUAUCAUGGCGACGACUCUGCCUGCAGCUCCUCCGAAACGGAAAGCAACCCGACUUCUCCUCGCCUCGGCCGCAAGUCCCGUUCGUGCAACAAGCUGAGUCCUGGCGGCUACCACUUGAGCCCGGCCGUGUCUCCCCGCUCCAGCCCGUGGAACAGCCCACGUGCCAGCCCUUGUUCCCAACGCAAAGCCCCUCCCAAUGCCCGCUCACCCCUGGCCAGUGAAGGCAGGUUGAGCCCUGAGGCUGGGCGCCGCUGGGCUGAUUAUUCCUCGGACAGCAGCUUGACUCCUUCAGGAAGCCCAUGGGUGCAGCGCAGGAAGCAGGUGGCCAGUCAGGAGAGCAGCCCAGUGGGGAGCCCCAUGUUAGGCAGAAAGAUCCAGAACGCAGACGGCCUUCCCCCUGGAGUUGUGCGCCUGCCCAGAGGUCCGGAUGGAACGCGUGGGUUUCACGCAGUCUCGGUUGCAGAACGGGGCAAAACCGCAGCCACUCAAACCUGACUCGAACCAGGGGGAGCCUCACUUCUCCCAAAAACGGCAGCACUGAACUAUAGCAGUGAGGUUUAUGCAUCGUAUACCACACUGCCACCACAGUGAGCCAUCAUUCUGCAAAAAUAGACCACUGAUCUGUUACACAUCAUUGUCUGUUUUUGAUUUCUUUGUAAUACCUUUUUUUUUUUUUUUUUUUUUUUUUUUUUUAAUAUGGAUAUUUUUGGUUGUUUUAUAUGGACAUUAUUAUCAGACUUGGUUAGGUAUUACAAGAAAGGGAUGAGUGCAAAUGUCAAAUCACUCUAUACUGGAUAUAAAAAUAUAGACAUGUAUAUUAUUAAAAAAAAAAAAAACCUUUUAUUUUUGUGUCUGAUGUGGACAGUGGUUUAAGCAUGUGGACUUGAUUGAUCACUUAAUGCCUUGUUGCACCCAAAAAGCAGCAAUGAAAAAUUUUGUGGCCAUAGUUUCUUUCCUGGAAUUAGGCUUGAAUAGUAAUCGCUUAUGGAAAAUGGGUUGUCUUUUUGUUAUAUUUUAGGUUUUAAUUUGCUUCUUUUUUAUUAUUAUUAUUAUUAUUAUUAUUAUUAUUAUUAUUAUUAUUCCUUCCUGCCUUUUUUCUGGACUUUUUUUUUUUUCCUUUAAAGGGAUUACUAUUUUAGCUGGGAUGUGGUUCAUAGAAUUUGAAUCCUAUCUGAGGCUCUGUUUUGUUCCAGUGUAGCCCAUAAAGGACUGGAGAUAGUGAGGCUCCAGCCUGUAAAUAUGCUUUGCUUUUGCCUUUCCGGUUGAGUGGAGGCAAAGUACUGCACAUUUCAUACUGUACAAAAAUAAAUCACUGCAAUGGCA
Molecule: messenger RNA, 2337 nt
Organism: Ictalurus furcatus (blue catfish)
Lineage: Eukaryota; Metazoa; Chordata; Actinopteri; Siluriformes; Ictaluridae
Gene: larp6a
Product: La ribonucleoprotein 6, translational regulator a
Exons: 3
Coding region: 1-1509 (502 amino acids)
Biological process (GO): RNA processing
Cellular component (GO): nucleus
Molecular function (GO): mRNA binding
Source: RefSeq, a predicted model, not a curated record